This is a messenger RNA of Cornus florida, 2148 nucleotides long. RefSeq names its product probable protein S-acyltransferase 4. Lineage: Eukaryota; Viridiplantae; Streptophyta; Magnoliopsida; Cornales; Cornaceae. Gene Ontology annotation, biological process: peptidyl-L-cysteine S-palmitoylation; protein targeting to membrane. The record is from RefSeq and is a predicted model, not a curated record. Bases 479 to 1705 code for a protein of 408 amino acids. The transcript is spliced from 6 exons. Gene Ontology annotation, cellular component: endoplasmic reticulum; Golgi apparatus. Gene Ontology annotation, molecular function: protein-cysteine S-palmitoyltransferase activity.
UGCUACAAACUUGAAAGAUCCGCCGUAGCGGCAGGUAACAUUUGCCAGCUGAGAGAGGUUGUGUUUGUGUGACUUUUAGAGAGAGAGAGAGAGCGGGGUGAAGUACUCUUGGGUUAAUCGUCCGAGAAGGAAAUAGGUGAGACAGACAGAGCAGAAGCAGCUGAUUUUCUCACACCGCCGCCUUCCACCCAACGCCCUUCUUCCCUCCGUUUCAACUCAAAUCUCCCUCAAUUUCUGAUAUAAUCAUACCCAAACCCAUCAUCGUUGCAUUUAAACAAGAAGAUCGAUCAAUUAUAUACGUACAAUUUCCAAGUCGACAACAUUGGUUUUGAUUUCUGAUAUCUUCUUUCGCUCAUGGAUACUACACGAAGCAGUACAACAAGAAGAAAAAUGUUUUAAUUGGAGACUGCUAUAAUUGGAGACUACGACAACAACAGUCAAUUUUGGGUCCAUCUUCUACUACAUUCAUUCAGACCUAAUGGCACAAAAGAAACCAAGACCCAAGAGGCUAUAUCAAGUUUGGAAAGGGAGCAAUAGAUUUUCUCUUGGGGGAAGAUUGAUCUUUGGUCCCGAUGUGGCAUCUCUGUUUUUGUCCACACUCCUAAUUGCAGGCCCUGCAAUAGCUUUUUGUAUAAAAGUCUACUGCAUUCAUUGGUAUCCCGUAGUUAUUGUGGGAUUAAUCCUCACUGUAUUGGAUUUAACACUUCUCUGCCUGACAUCCAGUAGAGAUCCUGGAAUAGUCCCCAGAAAUGCCAGGCCUCCUGAAUCAGAUGAGGCAUAUGAUAUAGCUACUCCAUCUAUGGAGUGGGUCAAUGGUAGAACCCCUCAUUUGAAACUACCCCGGACAAAGGAUGUGAUUGUGAAUGGGCACACAGUUAAAGUGAAGUACUGUGACACAUGCUUGCUUUAUCGUCCACCCCGUGCUUCCCAUUGCUCCAUCUGCAACAACUGUGUUCAAAGAUUUGAUCAUCAUUGUCCGUGGGUUGGUCAAUGCAUUGGAAUACGUAACUAUCGGUUCUUCUACAUGUUUAUCUCAACAUCAACCAUCUUAUGCAUAUAUGUGUUUGUUUUUUCUUGGAUCAACAUUAACGAACAACGUGGUACCAUCUGGAAGGCUAUGUCAGAAGAUAUCUUGUCAGAUUUUCUCAUAGUGUACUGCUUUAUUGCCAUUUGGUUUGUGGGUGGCCUUACAGUUUUCCAUUUGUACCUGAUUUGCUCAAACCAGACAACUUAUGAGAACUUUCGGUACCGAUAUGACAAGAAGGAAAACCCAUAUAACCAGGGGAUCAUAGAAAACCUUAGAGAAAUCUUUCUCUCUAAGAUCCCACCAUCAUUGAAUGAAUUCCGAGCACUAGUUCAGGAAGAUGAAAAUAUGGUGAUGGAGCCCACAACUCCAAAUCUUGUGGGAAGUAUCACUAGCUCGAAGGAAAAGAUUGAUAUUGAAAUGGGAUCUAAGCUGGCAGAAGAGAGUGGCUUUUCACUUCCUGAAAUUUUGCGGAAUUUGGAUUAUGACAAUAUAGAGGAUAAUUUGAAAAACAAGGAAGGAAGUGGAAGAAUUGAUUCUGACCAAGUUUUCUAUUCUGUUGAACAAGAACCAAAAGGCUCUUGGCGAAGCUCCACUCUUGAAGAUGGGUCAAAUGCAGAAGAGAAAAUUGAUGAAGGAAGUAGCUCUUGUCAAAUCACAAAUCCGGUUCUUCAAGUAUGAGGUAUUGCUUUGGGACUUCUCUUUCACUGCAUUGACACUAUGAUGGAUGAGAAGGUUCUCUUGUUCUAUGAUCACAACAUUUACAAGCAUUGGUGGACCGAGACUGUGUAAUGUUCCGAUUGUAGAGGUCGACUGCAGGAAGUUUUUUAUACCCGAAAAAUGAAAAUAUCAAUUGAGCACUCUUCAAUUUCAGAUUCACACUUGUUGUAAGUAGUACUGUCCAUCAUGCUCAAAAUAAUGAACUUGCAAAGAAGUUGAAUUGUUCCUGUAAAGGUGAGAAUGGUCAAUGGUUCUUUAGAUUUUCUUUCAUUUUAUUUUUUUCCCCCCAUCCCCUUUUUCAUUUCGCCAUUUUAAACUUGGAUUGGAGACAUUCUGCUAGGUCAAAUUGUUGUUCUCCUUGGUUUAUUUGAUCUCAUGCAGUCGCAUUUGAGAUGUUUUUAUAA